AGCGCCCUGGCUCCGCUGGGCCCUGGCCCCUUGAGGGAGUAGCGAUGGGCGUGCCGAAGGCCCCAAAGCUGCCACCCCCGGCCCACUCGCACGAAGCAGCAGUUCAGGGGCUCAUCUCCAGAGGCCUUCCCAUCUCAGACGUCCUGGAUGUUGUGCUGACGCCCCGGCCCAGCACUGCGCCAGGGGGCUCUGCGCCUGCAACCCCGCGCCCAGUGAUGCGGGGGCCGAGAGCGCAGGCUGGCACCUGGAAGGAGCUCACCCCCCAAGAAGAGAAGACCAUCGAUGCUGCCUUCAAAAAGUUCGACAAGUAUCACAGCGGAAAGCUGGAGAUCCACUCCUUCUUUGACAUGUGCCGCAGCCUGGACCUGCACCUCAACGCCAAAGUCGCGCGCGAGUGGCUGGGCCAGUUGAACAAGGUGGAUGGCUUGACGCUUGAUCAAGUCAAGAGCAUUUGCACCAGCAUCUUAGCUGCGCAAACCCCCGCGGUUCGGAGCUGCACCGCGGGCAAGGCGCUGGGACUGUUCGACCUCCAGGCCAGUGAGGAGUACAUGCGGGCAGCCUUCAAGAAGUUUGCCCCCAAGGGCACGGUGAGCGCUGAGGGGCUCAGGGAACUCUUGAGGUCCUUGGACUUUCCAGAUGUGCACUGCGACCACUUUGACCGCUACUCACCUCUCUAUGCCAGAGAGGAAUCGGGGUGGGCGAAUGGCUGCUGAUUGUUGGCAAGGACGAUGAGGCCCCCAUCAACGUGCAUGAGUUCAUUUCCUGUGUCAACUUGCUGGUAGAUGUUUGCCAGAGGCAUCAGGAGGCCUUGGAGAACGAGCUCGAGAAAUGAACGAGCCAUGCAAGUCCUGCUGGAGCCUUCACUUGUCAACCAAGCCGGUGCGAAGAACGCAAUUGGCGCGAUGCUGCUAGGGCAAAA
Messenger RNA from Effrenium voratum, 919 nucleotides. Lineage: Eukaryota; Dinophyceae; Suessiales; Symbiodiniaceae. The record is from the annotation of a GenBank genome assembly.